CUGAGAUAAAAGUAUUUUAUACUUGAGUAUAAAAAUAAAGUGGAAAUAUAUAUAUAUUACUGAUUAGAAGAAACAAAAUCUAAUUUCAUGAGUAAUAUUAAACAAGGAUUUAUUGCUGUACAUGUGGGUGCUGGACAGCAUUCUGCAUCUCUCAAAGAAAAAUAUCAAAAGUUAUGUCAUGAAGCAUGCAAAGUGGGAGCUCAAAGUUUGACAUGCAAUGGCAAUGCAUUAGAUGCAGUGGUAGAGACGGUGAUGGUGCUGGAAGAUUCUCCUAUGACAAAUGCUGGAUUUGGUUCAAAUCUCACCUUGAAUGGAACAGUAGAAUGUGAUGCAAGUGUGAUGGAUGGCAAUAAUUUGCAGUAUGGUGCAAUUGGUGCAGUUAGUGGAAUAAAAAAUCCAGUUUUGUUGGCAAAGCGUUUGUGUGAACAGCAAUCUAUUAAAUUUGCAUACGGCCGAAUUCCACCUAGCUUUCUAGUUGGAAAUGGUGCUCAUAUUUGGGCACAUGAAAUGGGCAUACAAACAUUACCACCGGAACAAUUAAUAUCUAUGAGAGCUCAGAAAAUAUAUAAACACUAUAAAAGAAAAGUAGAAGAUUGCAGUGUGGAGGCUCAAAAGUGUGUAAAGAAAAGGAUGGACACAGUAGGUGCAAUAUGUGUUGAUGUUGAUGGAAAUAUUGCUGCAGCUUGUUCGAGUGGUGGUAUAAUUCUAAAAUAUCCUGGAAGAGUCGGACAGGCUGGAGUAUGGGGUUGCGGUGCGUGGGCGUGCAAGGAUACUUCUUAUUCAGUGGGCGCUAGUACGUCAGGUUGUGGUGAACAUCUUGUGCGCACCUCAUUAGCGCGUACAGUUGCAGAAGCUAUUUCCAACACCUCUUGUCCGACUACGAGUCUACAUCAAGCGAUGAACGUAGAUUUUAUCGAUUCGAAAUUUCUCUAUGGGCUCGAACAAAAACUUGGCGGUGUUAUCGCUAUACGUUAUUCGCCACAAGAAGGAUUAGGUGAUUUUCUGUGGAGCCACUCAACAAAUUCCAUGAUAAUAGGUUACAUGAAUACAUGUCAACGCACACCAAUGAGCUACAUGUCGGCCUUACCAUCGCAUGAGGUAGGAAAGAAAGCUAUUGUCGAAGGUGUCUGCUUCAAGAUAAAAUCUGAAAGAGAGGUUGAAUAAGAGUAUAUUAUAUAUUACCUGAUUAUAAUUAUAGAUUAUAUAUAUCGCCUGUGAUGUUUUGUAAAAACAAGAUUUUGUAAAAAUAACUGGUAGCCUAAAAUACUUUAUAUAAAAUUUUUAUACGGAUUCGCGUCAAUUUGUUUCAUGGAGUUCAUACAUAAUAAUACUGCCAGAUUAAAUUGUUUUGCACAAUCAAUUUUGCGAGAUACACAUAUUUUUCUAAAUUUUUAACUUGUUAACUUGUGCAUACAAAAUACAAUGAAUCAUGAUGACAGUUUAAAAGUAAUUUUUACUUACAAUACUUAUAACUAUACUCUCUAUCCAUCAAAACGCACAUGAUUUAA
This is a messenger RNA of Camponotus floridanus (Florida carpenter ant), 1508 nucleotides long. It is a transcript of the gene Tasp1, whose product is annotated as threonine aspartase 1. Gene Ontology annotation, molecular function: threonine-type endopeptidase activity. Lineage: Eukaryota; Metazoa; Arthropoda; Insecta; Hymenoptera; Formicidae. Bases 88 to 1164 code for a protein of 358 amino acids. Gene Ontology annotation, biological process: protein maturation. The transcript has 9 exons. The record is from RefSeq and is a predicted model, not a curated record.